AUGACGGGCGAACGAACAACCGUCGAAUUAUUUGUCCGUUCAAAGUGGAUAAACGCCACUAUAGCACUUGAGGAUGAAAAUCUUUUUAUUGAAUACGCUCACAAUAACAAACGUGAACCAAUGGCCGUAUCUUCACCUACAUCGACUGAUAACGAUCUUAUCACAAUCAAUAACAACAAUUCUUCGAUGAAAACAGCCGCUGAGUCAAAUGGAAACAGUGUUGCUGGUGGCGACCGAUUACCAACGUUAUCAGAUGUACCAGCAAUUGAUUCGAGUAAACGAAUAGUUAAAAUAGUUAAGUCGGAUAACACUGGACUGGGCAUCAGUAUAAAAGGUGGCAAGGAAAAUAAGAUGCCCAUAUUGAUUAGCAAAAUAUUUUCAAAUAUGCCAGCUGAUUUAACCGGUCAGUUAUACGUUGGUGAUGCAAUAUUAUCUGUUAAUGGGAAAGAUUUACGUGAUGUUUCGCACGAGGAUGCUGUGCAAAUAUUGAAAAAAGCCGGACGAGAGGUCGAGUUAGAAGUGAAAUAUUUACGUGAAGUAACACCUUAUUUUCGCAGACAACAGCAACGUGACCAUCAUUCACAUCAUCAGCAGCAACAGCAACAAUCAUCACAAGAUAAUCUUGAAUCGAAUAUUUCAUCUCAAACAUCAAAAAUGUUAAAUAAUAGCAGUGAAGGAACAUCAUCAACAACAACAUUAGAUACUCGUAAACGUGCUGGAGGAGGUUCGUCAACAAGCGAAUCGUUGCUAUAUGAAACAAAGCGUGUUUCGCUUCGAUUAUGUUAUGUAUUUCAUCGAUCAUCAAAUACAAAUGAUCUUUUAGUUCUAUCAUCAUCAACAUCCAACAUGACACCAGCAACAGCCGCUCCAUCUCUUGGCUCCAACAACGGCGCGAUUCUUGAUGUUGUUUUACCGUAUGCACAAACAUGUUACAGUAUUAAAUUUCUCGAUGAAACUAGUUGUAAAAAAUGGUUUCACAUAAUUCAUUCAAAAAUCUCUCGAUGUCUGUUAGAAAUAUUGCCAGAAAUUGAAGAACAUUUUUAUGUUGAAAGAAAUGCCAAUGAGUUAAAAGCCCUUGGAUGGUUAGCCGAACAAGUCAAUACAGAUGAUAAUUUAACAUCAUCCACUAUUGGUUGGCGUCCAGUAUUUCUUGUGUUAACUGAUACCGAAAUUUGUUUUCUAUGCUGUGCACCUGUUUCGAGACAAACAUGUCGAGAACCUGAUACAGUCUAUUCUAUACUUUCAACACGCCUUGUUCAACCGUCACGUGAAUUACUUUAUCCAUCAGUUAAUGUUGAUAUUUCAUUACUUUCGCUUCGAGUUGGAACGAAAUUUGGUGUUGUCUCACACAUGUUUCGUGUGGAAACAAAAGCAGAUUUAGCAUAUUGGACAAAAGCAAUUGGACAGAGUAUACAAAUGGCCGUGAUCAGAGUGAAGGAAAUUAUUUUUCCUUGCAAAUGCAACAAUCGACCAUGUAAAUUAUUUCUUCAUUAUGAGAAUGGAUUUACGUUAUACAGUGAAACAGUAGUAGAAGAACAAACGAAUAAAAGUACUACGAGCGGAGGAGGAAAUCUUCGAUUAUUAUGGCAACAACCAUUUGAAAAAUUGAGAUCAUCAGCUGAUGAUAAUGAACAUUUAUUAACACUCGAUUUUCAUGGUGAAGAAGGACAAGCAGAAUUAGAUUUUGGCACAUCACCAAAGCCAUUUGUAUUUCAUUUACAUGCCUUUCUUUCUGCCAAAGCAGCACGUAUUGGACUUACACCUCAAUAA
This is a messenger RNA of Didymodactylos carnosus, 1770 nucleotides long. The record is from the annotation of a GenBank genome assembly. NCBI's taxonomy places the organism in Eukaryota, Metazoa, Rotifera, Eurotatoria, Philodinida, Philodinidae.